AUGCGAGUCCAAUCAUUUGUUCCUGUUGCGACUGUCGCGUUUUCCGUCUCAGCAUCUGCCAUCAGCAUCUUCCCAUGCCAUCAAAGUGUUUCUGUGUUGGAUGGUGGAUUUGAGGAUGGUUCUCUGAGUGAUUGGACUUUGUCUGGGGCAUCUUCAACUUCUGGGGUUGUCAAUAAUGCCGCUCUUGCCGCCAGUGGUAACCACUAUCUUUCUGUCUCCCCAGCUGUUGUGGGCGUGGAUGGCCUCCCCACUGACACGACGAAUAUUGGUCUGAUCCGAUGCAUCGACGGUACUCCUGAAGGCCAGAACUACGAAUACUCAUUUGACUGGAAGAUCUCUCUCAAUGGAGCCACCGGAUGUCGGAUGUUUGCUCAAUACGACCGAGAUGACGGCUGGUUCUUGAAUGAUCCCAUCUUUGAAGACGUAACUUCGUGGACUCAUGUCUCUUAUAUACACCCUACAGAGCCCAGUGCCUGGUUCGUUUACAUCGUUUUGAACUGUGACUCUGGAGUUCCUACCCUUGACCUCGAUAACAUCGACAUUUCCUAUGAGAAGAAUGUGUGUGUGGCAUCCAGCUCAGCUGCCGUCUCGUCUACUCCUGUGGCUUCAUCCACUCCUGUUGUCAAGUCUUCCUCCACCCCUCUGACCCGCUCCUCGUCUGCUGCUGCUCAUGUUAGCCCAUCAUCUGGUCUUGCCUCCUCCUCGGCACCCAUUCGCUCUAGUAUUUCUUCCUCCCGCCCUCCUCGUCCGACUACCAGCCUUUCACCUGUCGGCCCUCACAAGCCCUCUGGUACUGUUAGGCCCUCUGAUACUGUCAAGCCCUCUGGUAGCAUCCAUCCUUCCGGGGCUGCUACUACUUCUUCCAGUGCCAUUCCUGGUGGCCAUGGCGGUCACGGCGGCCACGGAGGUCACGGCGGUCACGGAGGUCACGGAGGUCACGGAGGUCACGGAGGUCACGGCGGUCACGGCGGUCACGGCUCUGGCAGUGGCUCUAGUUCCGGCGCUUCUCCUUCUCCUUCUAGUGGAAACGGCAGCGGUAACGGCUCUGGAAACGGCAAUGGCUCUGGCUCUGGCAACGGCUCUGGCAACGGCUCUGGCAACGGCUCUGGCAACGGCUCUGGCAACGGUAACGGCUCUGGCAACGGUAACGGCUCUGGCAACGGUAACGGCUCUGGCAACGGUAACGGCUCUGGCAACGGUAACGGCUCUGGCAACGGUAACGGCUCUGGCAACGGUAACGGCUCUGGCAACGGUAACGGCUCUGGCAACGGUAACGGCUCUGGCAACGGUAACGGCUCUGGCAACGGUAACGGCUCUGGCAACGGUAACGGCUCUGGCAACGGUAACGGCUCUGGCAACGGUAACGGCUCUGGCAACGGUAACGGCUCUGGCAACGGUAACGGCUCUGGCAACGGUAACGGCUCUGGCAACGGUAAUGGCUCUGGAGAACUUACUACUUCGACUGUUUUCUCGACUCGCACUUCCACCAUCACCGCAUGCCCAUCGACAGUCACAAACUGCCCCGAACGCGACCAGACCACUUACGUUACCACUGAGACCAUUGUGGUAUCUACCACUAUCUGCCCUGCCACAGCUGAAGCCACCACUACAGCCCCAGCUAGUGGAUACCCUUACGUUACCACUGAGACUGUCUUGAGCACCCGCGUCUCAACUAUCUACGCCUGCCCAUCCAGUGUGACCAACUGCCCCGCCCGCGAGAAGACCACCUCAACCACCACUGAGACCCUCGUUGCUGGCACCACUGUUUACACGGUGACUCCCGCUCAGGCCGUUCCCACUACUACUGGACCUGCUGUUGCUGGAUCGCUGACAACCGAGACCAUCUACGCUACCAGCACUGCAACUGUCUUUGAGUGCCCUGAUAGUGUGACUAACUGCCCUUUGAGGGGGCAGACUCCUCAUGCUGUGACAUCUACUGUUGCCGUUGGAACAACCAUUUACCCUGUCGGUGCUUCUUCCACUGAGACCUCAACCCCUGGCUCCGUUGGAUCAAGCUCUGGCUCCAAUUAUGGCUCUGACUCUGGCUCCAGCACUGGUGAUGAGUCGGUUGCAUUCACCACCACUUACACUUCUAUUCCCGUUUACGUCCCAACGGGAGUUGGGGCUGUCGGCAUUAAUGCAUCGACAUCUGCGUUUGCUACAUCCAACUCCGCUGCUGUCUCUGCCUCUGCCAGGUACCCUUUUAAGCCUUCCUCUUCCCCUGUCGGAGUGAGUAGUACCACUACCAGCAGCUCCACCGGCCCUACCUAUACCGGAGCUGCUAUCCCUCAAUUCACACUGCCCACUGCCUUCGCCCUCAUCUGCGGAUUUGGCGCUAUCUAUCCUUUAAUUUUCUAG
Penicillium taxi is the source of this 2358-nucleotide messenger RNA. RefSeq lists its product as uncharacterized. The transcript is spliced from 2 exons. Lineage: Eukaryota; Fungi; Ascomycota; Eurotiomycetes; Eurotiales; Aspergillaceae. The coding region runs from base 1 to 2358 and encodes 785 amino acids. The record is from RefSeq and is a predicted model, not a curated record.